This is a messenger RNA of Penaeus indicus, 3731 nucleotides long. RefSeq names its product conserved oligomeric Golgi complex subunit 5-like (gene fws). The record is from RefSeq and is a predicted model, not a curated record. Gene Ontology annotation, biological process: intra-Golgi vesicle-mediated transport. NCBI's taxonomy places the organism in Eukaryota, Metazoa, Arthropoda, Malacostraca, Decapoda, Penaeidae. The transcript is spliced from 18 exons. Gene Ontology annotation, cellular component: COG complex. Bases 100 to 2535 code for a protein of 811 amino acids.
UUUUGGUGAUGUGACAGGACUGACUGCGGUGAAUUAAACCUGUUUCUUGUUUUAAUUGUUUUUAGGGAAUUUAGAGGAAAGCAUAACACUGCAGCAGCAAUGUCGGCUACAGUGUUUAAAGAAUUUCAGGAAGAUGCUACAUAUGCACCUUUUCUGGAGGAGGACUUCGAUGUCCAGAGCCAUACUAGCCAGAUGGUUCAGGGGGUUGUCAUUGCCGAGCAGCUGAAUAAACUUACUCUUGGAAUCAACCGCUUAGAACGGGAGAUAGAGAGCCAGGUUGGGAGCCACUACGAAGACCUUUUGUCACAGGCUACCGGAGUCGAGACACUAGAAGAUGUUCUGAAUACGAUGCACACCAGAAUCCAGACACUUCUGGCUGGAGUGGAGAGGCUGAGAGUGCGAGUUGUGGAUCCGUACCAGAGAGUGGAGAAGCACACACUCAUUCUGGGCAGACUUCAGGCCACCUGUGAGCUCCUGAGAAGAGUCAUUCGCUGUCUCAUGUUGUCGCAGAGGCUACAGCAGCAACUUGCCAAUGGACCUCGAGAUAUAACAAAGGCGGCAAGCAGUCUGAGUGAACUAGACCACCUGGGUCGUGAUGUGGAUCUAACAGGGCUGGAGGUUCUGGAAAGGGAUCAGAGACUAGUGCGGCAGGCUCGCUCUGAUGUGGAGAAGCAGGCAGUGGCGAUGAUGGACCGUGGCAUGGAGGCGCAAAACCAAACUCAGGUUGCAACAGCUCUUCAGGUAUUCCACAACUUAGGCAUUCUCGUUCCAAGUGUGGAGAAGGUGCUAGAAUCCCUGAUCACUCGCCUCAACAAUAGUGUGUCCCUUUCGCUCGACGUCAAUGCACUCAUUCAGAUGAAUCAGGAUACAAAGAAAGCUGGUCCCGGGAAAGCUAUCAUGCCUGCGCCAGGACAGUCUGCGCAGUUUAGAGCCUCUCUGUGGUCAAACCUGGAGAAGUUGAUGGAUGAUAUAUACCAUGUGUGCGUUCAGACGUCACAUCUUCACAAGGUCUUAGCAAAGAAAAGGGAUCCUGUGACCCACGUCUGCUUUCUGGAUGAGGUGCAGCGUCACAGCAACAGCGACUUGUUCACGCGGGUGUGGAGGAACAUCACCCGCAUCUUGACGGAAGAGUUUGCAAAAGCUGCUCAGGAUUCUCCGUUCAUCCGCCAAGCACUGGAGGUGGACUACCCCAAGCUGGUCCGCCUGUAUGGGGAUUUGUGGCGCAGGCUGGAGGGCAUCAGCCUGGAGAUGAGGCACGCGUCCACAGACAUUUCUGCUUCCGGAGUAGAUGGGGACGUGGGGGAAGAGGACGAAGUAGAUAAAGGAGACAAGAAGAUUGAGGAGUUUGAUCCAGAACAAGCUCUUCGACAUACCUUGGUGCCCCUAGAGAAAGCCUACCUCUCCAGAUCUCUUUCUCGCCUCUUUGAUCCUGUCAACCUUAUGUUCGCUGCCCAAGAUGCCCCCCCUGCUAAGGAUGAGGUUGAUGCCUUGAUAAAAACUAUUACAAGCGAGCUGAACAUUUCUGCAGUUGACAAAUCCCUGAGUGAGACUGUGGCAAGAAAUGUUGUAAAGACACUACAACUUUUCUGUACUAAAUGUAAGCAGUUGUUGGUCACAGAUGGGGAAGCUAGUCAAGUUAUUGGUACCCCAACUGCUGGUCAGGCCUUGAACGGAGCUGUGGUGAACCAGCUGCUCUAUGUCAGAAGUCAAAUAGAACGCACAGCCUCAGCCACACUGGCCCAUCUGCCACAGCCUGUCACCAAUACCCUCCUGCAGGCUCUUCCACCCAUAGAUGCUCUCAUGGCAUCUGCAGUGCAGCCUCUCUUCCUCUCCAUUACACAAGCAGUGGAAGCCAUCAUUCUAACAAUGCAUAAUGAGGACUUUUCUGGAGGGGAUACAGGUGGCAGUGACUCCCAGUGUUCACUCUACAUGAAAGAGCUCCAGGGAUUUAUCAACCGAGUAGCAACAGAUUAUGUUGCUAUUUACCAGCCGUCAGUAAUUAUAAAGGAAAAUGUGCAUAUGCUAGCAUGCAGAUGCCUAGAAUUGUUUGUACGUCACACUAGUCUCUUGCGUCCAAUAGGAGAUGGUGGAAAACUGCGACUGGCAGCAGACUUUGCCCAGAUGGAACUGGCCAUCAACCCCCUGUGCGGCCGUCCAUCAGAGCUGGGCAAGCCAUACCGCAUCGUGAGGACCUUCCGACCACUGCUGUUCCAGACGACAGACCACAUCAGCACUUCGCCCAGCAUUGGAGAUGUCAUUCCCUACUCAGUCAUUCUGCACUUCCUGUUUGCCAAGGCUCCUCCGGAACUUCGCUCUCCGCAUCAGACUGCAGGAUGGUCAGUCAGCAGGUAUAGCAACUGGCUGGAUGAGCAUCGUGACGAGCGCGAGAGAUUGCAGCUUGUGAGAGGUGCCCUGGAGGCGUACGUUGCCAAUGUCAGAUCGCGUAACCUCACACAGUUUGCCCCAGUGUAUCCGGUCAUGCUCAAGCUCUUGGAGAGAGGAAUGAGUGCACAUGGAAUGUCAAGUGCUUCUUAAGACAUCAUGAAGGUGUUUGGAAUUUGGGGCUAUAGGUUUUCUGAUCUAUAUACAUUAUAUAUUUUAUAUUUGCCUUUAGUAUGGGCAUGUGUUUUGUCUCUGUAAAGCUUAUGAAGGCUUUAUGCUGAAUGAACAUGUGUAUUUUAAUUUAUUGUUAUAUUUUUUUCUUAUUGUACAGUCUCCUAGACCUCAAGCAAUGGUUUUGAUUGUUAAUUGCUUUUGAGUGAUUGCACAAUGCAGGUAUUCGAGUCUUGUAUCUAAAUUAUUUUGUUAUGAAGUUAGAGAGAUUAAAAUAUGAUGAAGCAUGGCAUUAUCUCUAACCACCAUUUGAGCUCCAGUUGAUGAAUAUUGUGUGAUGAAGUUAUAAGCAAUUUGUUUAGAAAAGAGUGCAAUGGUACUUACUGAAAACUUUGGACUCCUCUUUCUGGAAAAAUAUCAAUAAUAAUUUAAAUUUGUCAUGGAAAUAGUCAAGUUUGACCAGGUGCCAUAGUAGUUUGUAUAUAUCUCAACCAUUCUGAUCUACAAUGUCAUAUGAUAAAAAAAAAGACCAGCACCAUUGAAAUAGAAAGUAUUUUCAUUUGCCAACAUUCAGAUGUGAACGAUUAAGAAAGUCUGAAAUUUAUAGGGGAAAGGAAUAGAAGGGUGAAAAUCAGGUGUUAGCUCAAGAAAAAAGAAAGAAAAAAAAGUUCCUGUGCAUUAUGAAUUUGGUGUACUAGUUUCUUAUUUCAGUUAUAGCUUACAUAGUUUCAACACAUCUUCCAGCAGUAUUGACAGACUUUCCAGACAUAGCUUGGUAUGGCAGCCCAGCAAAUAUAUUGAUAGGUUUGAAAGAUAGUUGAACAGAGCAUACCUUAUGUGCAUACAUGUAAGGACAAAUAAUAACACACAAGAAAGGAAAAUGUACAUUUAUUAGUGGAAAUUUCUCCUGCUGAUACCAACAAUACCUCCACUGCCUGCUCAUUCGCUGUCGACUCCUUUAUUACAAACUCGUUUUCUUAUUUUUCCAGGUCCCGUUGCACAAGAAGAUAUUACCUAGCAUAUGAUUUUUUUUAUAUUUUUAUAUAUAUUUUUUUUAGUGGGGGAAAAGACAUGAUAAUACAACUGCCUCUAUGUCAGUACACUUAUCCACUUUACCAUAGUUACCCUAUUAAGGAGCAUACUUACAAUACUUUCAUACUUAAAACAUUAGAGAGAGA